Messenger RNA from Aspergillus terreus NIH2624, 1116 nucleotides. RefSeq lists its product as uncharacterized. The transcript is spliced from 4 exons. The coding region runs from base 1 to 1116 and encodes 371 amino acids. The record is from RefSeq and is a predicted model, not a curated record. Lineage: Eukaryota; Fungi; Ascomycota; Eurotiomycetes; Eurotiales; Aspergillaceae.
AUGCCCCCUCCCUCUCAACCAAAUUCCAUGGGCUCCGACCUGGAGCUGGCCUACGCCUCACCCAGUGGGCCCGAUGGCAGGACAAGUCGUUAUCGAGGAUGCAGUAAUGAUGAGGGGAACCUCACCGAUGAUGGGUUCAUUAACGAGGACAUAAGAGUCGGCGGGCCACACCUUUGCGCGCUGCCAGCCCGAUACAUCCCCAUAACCAAGAACCAUCCCUUGUAUUCGAGGCUCCAGGAAAGAGACCACGAAGUCUGGAAGCGUAUCGCUGAAAUCCUUCAAUCGAGCCAGGUCACGUUGAAGUCGGUCGACUUUGGUGUCAGGCAAUAUCGAUGGGUACCAGAGGCGCCAGAGACAGUGACCACGUUCAUCAUUGCGCGCCAAAAGACCAUCGACAACGGUUGGCUAGACACUGCCCGCAAGAUCCGACAAUAUCUCGUCAGCCAAGGGCUGCAGGAGGUCUGUGUGGAAAUUGCAGAUGUCCGUGACCUGGACCGUGCCGCAUGCAAAGGCCCCGUGAAACCAAGAUAUGGCAUCGGAGUCGAAGUGGAUGGUUUAGCUGCAGCCGCCUUUGGGGGUUACGUCGAUCUGCAGAGUCCAUGUACGGGGCAGUGGUUGAAGUUUGGUCUUACUUGCCUUGAUGGUGUUGCUCUGGAAGAGAAUCUUGACGGGUAUAGUAGGUGGCGGCGCGAUGGUGUCUUAGACCACGACCUCGCCAAACCCCACUUAUGCCUGCACAGCCCAAGUCUCAGGGAUUUGGAGGAAAGUCUCCGAGAAUUCGAUCAGGAGCUCGAAGGAUGGCGGUCGUGCGACACGUACAUGAGAGGCGUGCAGAUGGAAGCUGAGGGCUUGUUAGACAUGAUGCCGAAGGCUGACCGGAACAAAUAUCCUAUCGUCAAGUCGAUCAUUGCUGAUACGGAAAGCUUUGUUAAGGAGCUUCGCGACUUUCGAGAUAAGAACUACUGUCAACUCGGCCAUGUCGUUGGUGUUUCUGGCAAGAUGGCAUCAACUUGCAAGUCUGACAGCCUGAAGAAUGUGAACUGGGCCCUAAUCAAAGUGGACAAGAGUCGUGAGGGCCCCAACGAGACCGGCUUUGAUUGCGGAGAAGAUGGUUGA